AUGGGGGAACCAAGAGAAUUCCAAGCAGUCACCAAAAUCCUCAACUCUAUGGUGGAUUCUUACUCAGAAGACGUCCCAUUCCUUUUCCACGAAUUUUUCGACCGAUACAUCCACGAAAUCUUAUCAGGCGCCAAAAUCCACGCGGACCGGCGAAAUAAUACAAUUCAGCCUCGUGACAUCAAAGUAUCUAUAGAUUUCCGUACCAAAUUUGCAUUUAAAGCCAGAAUGUCCAAGCCAGAGCUUCAAAAUCUGGCUGUAAAGAGGGAAAAAAUAAAGCUUCCAAUCCCAGGUGACCGAACAGGAAUUUUAUUGCCAUCUGAAGAGCAUUGUUGACUAUCAAAAAAUUAUCAGUUAAUAAGAGACCAUGACAUGAAUUUAGUUUUUUCUUUCAAGGCCAAAACUGUUGCUUCUUUUCUUAGUUUUUUUUCUUCUAAGCCUUGCUUAUCAUUGGUUGCAGUGGAUGAUACUACAGUUGCUAAAGACAGUCGGCCUGAUAAUUGUUUUUCUAACUCAAGCUUGAGGCUACUAAUUUGGCUUUUGAAAAAUUGUGUACACAAUUUUUCAAAACUUCAAAAGCAUCGCAUUGAAGGACAUUUUGAUUUCUAUAAAAUCUGAAUUAAUUUUCCUCCAUUGAAUUUUUUUCUUCUAAAGAUUUUAUUUUGGAAUUAA
Molecule: messenger RNA, 669 nt
Organism: Blepharisma stoltei
Lineage: Eukaryota; Ciliophora; Heterotrichea; Heterotrichida; Blepharismidae
Source: the annotation of a GenBank genome assembly